AUGGCGGCCGUAAGCAUCUCACUUGCUUUCUCUAUUGAUUCUCUUAAGCCGAGUCAAACCACGAAGAUUGGUCUCUCUUCUUCUUCGCCUAGAUAUCCAUUACUGUAUUCGUUUAGAUCUUCUCACCGCUCCAAUCUCCGAUUCGCUUUCCCUCCUCCUUCGCAAUCGUCUUCGGUUUCUACAGUCACAGAAACUGCAGAAGAAACUGCGAAAUCAAGCGGAAGCUACUCUUUUCUCGAGGAAUCGUUUCGUACUGGGAGAUUUUUGAGUAACGAGGAGCUCGAGAAGCUCAAAGCUCUUGAAGGGUUUGCGUAUUUCCAAGAGCUUGAAUCCGGAUCGAUGUGGGUUCGUGUUAUGAGAUCCGAGGAGAUGGACUCGACGGUGAAUCUACUGGCGGAGUCAUUCGGCGAGUCGAUGUUAUUGCCUUCUGGUUACCAGUCCGUGUUACGCUUCUUAGUGAAGCAGUAUCUGAUUGAGAGGAGGGAAGUGUUACCAUACGCAGUGACCUUAGUUGGGUUCUACAAGAAGAGAACUGAUUCGUGUAGUGAUGGUGAGGAGGCUGAGAUGGCUGGCACCGUAGAGGUUUGCUUGGACAAACGAGGAGCUAAUGCUUCUCCUCCUUCUCCGACUCCUCCCAAGGAAUCACCUUAUGUCUGCAACAUGACUGUUAAAGAGGACCUUAGAAGGAGGGGAAUUGGGUGGCAUUUGUUGAAGGCGAGUGAGGAACUGAUAUCUCAGCUUAGUCCUUCAAAAGAUGUCUACUUGCAUUGCAGGAUGGUCGAUGAGGCUCCUUUCAGUAUGUAUAAGAAAGCAGGAUACGAGGUUGUUAAGACAGAUACCAUUUUCGUACUUUUGAUGUUACAACGGCGUAAGCAUUUGAUGUGCAAGAAGCUUCCACCAUUCACCAGCCCUUCAGAUACUGUAGAUAUGAUGGAGUCUGAUAAUGAGCUGACCUCCUCUGCCAAUGUGUGA
This is a messenger RNA of Arabis nemorensis, 972 nucleotides long. NCBI's taxonomy places the organism in Eukaryota, Viridiplantae, Streptophyta, Magnoliopsida, Brassicales, Brassicaceae. The record is from the annotation of a GenBank genome assembly.